GAAAAGACGGAGGGACUCUGCUGGAGCCUGUCGCUGGGAACACGUUACUAAAAUCCCCCACAGAAAUGCUCCAACUAGCAUCUGUGUAGUCAGCUGUUACACCAACUCCUGGGCAGUUGGGGGGAUGUGGGAUUCCUAUCUGUGACCCAAAGGCACAUGCUGACCAAUGAUGGGAGAGUUUUACCUGCUGCUACGCCCAUCAGCUCCACUGAGAUGACCCCAGGAAAAGCGAAAUGUGGAUGACAGUGUGAGCCAUUGGAAUUCAACUGUUGGGCCAAGAUAUUCUCCCACUGUGCCAAGACGAAACCUGUUCUAGUUUACACACAAAAAACACACUCACACUCCAUCCCAGUCAGCUGUCGCAAUGCCGAUGCCAGGACCACUGUGGGCGUGCCUGGCUCUGGUAUGGGUGGGAAGCUGCAGUGCCCACAGCCUGUUUACCUGCGAGCCCAUCAAAGUGCAUCGGUGCUCGGAGGUGCCCUACAACAUGACCUUCUUUCCCAACAUGAUGGAGCACUACGACCAAGAUAUCGCAGCCAGUAAUAUGGAGCCGUUCAUGCCCCUGACAAAACUCAACUGUUCUCCAAUCGUCCAUCACUUCUUGUGCCAAGCAUUUAUCCCACCAUGCACCGAGGAGAACACGGUGAUCCGUCCGUGCAGAGAGGAGUGCGAGGCUGUUCUGUCGGGCUGCGAGGAGAAUAUCCGAAUCUUUGGUAUCACCUGGCCUCCUGAGCUACAGUGUGACAAAUUGGACCCAUGUAGCCUUGUUGAUAGGUCGGAACUUCCUGCAACCACCCCAAUGAGCUCCUCACCAGCUAAGAGGGACCUUGGCUUCUGGUGCCCGCUGCAGCUUAAAACCAAACCGGGCCAUGGAUCAUCGUUCCUGGGCGCCCAGGACUGUGCUCCGCCUUGCUCCAACAUGUACUUCAAACCCCACGACAUUGACUUUGCAAAGAACUUCAUCGGCGUGUGCUCCAUCAUCUGCUUGGGCGCAACACUCUUUACCUUCCUCACUUUCCUCAUCGACGUCAAACGUUUUCGCUACCCAGAGCGUCCCAUAAUUUUCUAUGCAGUGUGUUACAGCUUUGUUUCGCUCAUAUACUUCAUCGGUUUCCUGCUGGGGAACAACGCAGCCUGUACCAAAGCAGCUCAUCCCUCUGGUGUGGAUACCGUGGUGCUGGGCUCUCAGAGUAAAGGCUGCACUCUGCUUUUUAUGCUGCUCUAUUUCUUCUCCAUCGCUGGUAUCGUCUGGUGGGUCAUACUCACCAUCACCUGGUUCCUGGCAGCUGGACCCAAGUGGAGCUGUGAGGCCAUAGAAAAAAAAGCAGUGUGGUUCCACUCUGCUGCCUGGGGGAUCCCGGGGGCCCUAACUGUCAUGCUGCUGGCCCUAAACAAGGUCGAAGGGGACAACAUCAGCGGAGUUUGCUUUGUGGGGCUGUACGACCUGGACGCUCUGCGCUACUUUGUCCUGGCUCCUCUGUGUGUGGGCGUCAUAAUCGGCCUCUUCCUCAUCCUGGCGGGCAUCGUUUCUCUCAACCACGUCCGGCAGGUCAUCCAGCACGACGAGCGCAACCAAGAGAAGCUGAAGAAGUUCAUGAUCCGCAUCGGCGUGUUCAGCUGCCUCUACCUGGUCCCGCUGGUCACCCUGUUAGCCUGCUACACCUACGAGCUGAGCCACCGCAACACCUGGGAGAAUACCUGGAUCAACGACCGCUGUCAAGAGUACAGCAUCCCCUGCUCCUACAAGACAACAGAGCACGACCGCCCAGACCUCUCCCUUUUUCUGGUAAAAUACUUAAUGACGUUGGUGGUUGGAAUAUCUGCAGUGUUCUGGGUGAGCAGUAAGAAAACCUGCUCCGAGUGGGCGUACUUCUUCAACAGGACCCGCAAGAGAGAUCCCAUCAGUGAGAGCCGCCGGGUGCUCCAGGAGUCCUGCGAGUUCUUCCUCAAGCACAACAGCCGCGUCCAGCACAAGAAGAAGCACUACAAGCCAAGUUCCCACAAGCUCAAGGUCAUCUCUAAGUCCAUGGGCACGAGCACUGGUGUGGUACCCACUAAUGCCUCCAGCGCUGCCACCACAACCCAUCAAGGAACCUCUGCGCUGGGAAAUCAUGAGCCCCAUGUGCACGGCUCUCUGUCUGAGGCGUCAGCCAGGGAGCACCUGGACAGAGGCACCUCCAGCCGAAGCUCCAGGAGGGGGGAGAGAGAGAGGGAGAGAGAAGUGGGGGAAAGACGUAGCAAAGGGGGGAGCUCCUGUAAGAUCAGCAGCCGAUCAGAGAGCAUGCACAGAGUCCCAGAUGGCAGGAUGACGCCGAGGAGCGAGCUGUCAGACACCAGGCAUGUCCCCAGUGGGCCGCAGCAUCCAGCUUUAAACCUAUCACACAGCAGCAACAUCCAGGACUCCACCCACAAGCUGGUGCACCAGGUGCCUGAGGAGAGCAAGGACACAAAGGACAGCACCUGCUGAGACAUCUGACCUCCCUCCAAAUGUUUCUGAGCAGAUUCAAGGAUGGACAGCAGUCGCACUUGAUACUGUUUGAAGUAUCUUACCCAUUUGUAUCACACAUCAUAUAAGCGUGGACAUCAGAUUAUGAUUGUAUUUUUUUUUUACAUUGUAGUCAGUGAUUGUUCAUUGCAAACAAAAAUGUAACUUACCAAAUCAAAUGUGGUAUGUUUGGACCAGAAUCUGUGGGUUUAAUCAGACAGUUUAAAGGCGGUGGAUCGUUUAGUGUGGGUGAAGACUGUGUCUUUCAGCUUUACUGAACUUUUGGCCAUAUGCUAUGUACCUGAAUGUUGCAGCAGCACAGCUUUGAUCCACCAAUACAGCAGCCAAUGGUCAUUUAAUGUUAUAGCAUGCCUUAGAAACUUUAGGUCUACUGUUUCGUAGAUUGGUAGCUCAGUGGUAUAGAAUGCAUACUAGCAAACAAAUGCAAUAUUUAUGUAAAUAUUUUAUGAAGUCUUUCACUGGACUAGUCACUACACUGAGAGAUAUGUCAAGAGAGGUCAUGAUAUUGCCAAACAUUUAACUUAAACAAAGUCUUCCUGCGGUUAAAAGUUUUUUGAAUGUGGUAUUUUUCCUCCCAGAAAGAUGAUUUGUCUCAAGCCUUAUCUUACAAUACACAGUGUGCUUUUUUUAUUGCGCCUUUGAAAAAAGGCACAUGCAUAAACUUGAUAUAGUUUAUUUUUAGACAAAGAAUUUGUGAUUUUCAAGUUUUUAUUUCAAAAACUUUACUUUCACUCGUUUUGUGUUCUUAUGUUUCCAUUGUACAAACACUUAUUGUGCAGAUGUGUCUUCAAAGAGGUGCCCUGUGAAUUUGGAUAAAGUAUAGCUUUAUAGUUUUUUUACAAUAAUGUGCCUUUCUUUGAGUAGUUCCUGAUCUUCAAAGGACAUCAAAGAAAAUCCAGAUGUUUUGCAUGUGUGGUGUACCUGUGUUCUUGGCCUGGGUGGGAAUUCAUAUGAUUUGAAUCAAAUUGAGGAAAACAAUUAAACAGGUUUUGCACUAUUUGUCAUUAGAAGCACAAACCACUAAUAAUUAAGUAUGAAAAGUCACGACUAAAAAAAGAAUUUGGGCUUAGUUAGGGGAUUAUUUAUAACCUAUGGUCACAGACCAUAUAUUUCUCCUUCAAGUACUUCCAGAACCACUUGCGUGAUUUAUUUGAAAAUCUGUGAUGCUGAAAUGCCUCUUUUGCUGUGUAAGGGAUUGAUUUUUCCCUUGAGGUUUUUGCCUUUUAAUAUUUGUGCGUCACAAGACAAUUCAACAACACUAAUGAAAAGGGAAAUCUUGUCAGUCCAUUUCUGUAUAUUCUCAUUGUGGCAUGUGGAUGGGGGUCUUGCUUACCAUGUACCUAGACUUAGUAUAGUCUAAGAAAUGCUCUACACAGUUUUUGUGAGCCAUUUAAUUAU
Messenger RNA from Plectropomus leopardus (leopard coralgrouper), 3904 nucleotides. RefSeq names its product frizzled class receptor 6 (gene fzd6). Gene Ontology annotation, biological process: canonical Wnt signaling pathway; non-canonical Wnt signaling pathway. NCBI's taxonomy places the organism in Eukaryota, Metazoa, Chordata, Actinopteri, Perciformes, Serranidae. Gene Ontology annotation, cellular component: plasma membrane. The record is from RefSeq and is a predicted model, not a curated record. Gene Ontology annotation, molecular function: Wnt receptor activity; Wnt-protein binding.